Messenger RNA from Misgurnus anguillicaudatus (oriental weatherfish), 3805 nucleotides. Lineage: Eukaryota; Metazoa; Chordata; Actinopteri; Cypriniformes; Cobitidae. The record is from RefSeq and is a predicted model, not a curated record.
GAAUAACAUUUGUGUGUGGGAUACAUGAAACCGAAAUGUCACUUGAUUUAAAUGCAGCCUGCAGGAAACCAUGCAACGCAGAUACGCACGCAGGGAAGAAACGAGCCUCGUGUCCUUCUCAUUUCUGGACGUUUGGUGGUUUCCACAUUUUCGUGGUGAAUUGUAAAUGUGCAUUCAUUUAGCAAUAUCAAAAUUUGUGGUGUAUUACAUUUAAACCUUUUUCGCGUCUCAUUCAUUCAUUUCAGCUUGUAGUUGCUGCUGAUGAAAGCGUCGCGCGUGGCGUGCAAUGGGAUUUUCCGUGUGGUUGUGUUGUGGGGGCCAAGAUGGCGGUGUGACAGGUGGACGCGUUUCGGUGGUGUCAUCAGGAAACUUUGAAAUAGGACAAUUAUAUAACUGUAAUAACAGGCUUUUUUUGUACAUAAAUGUAUAAGUGAUUCUUCUACUCGUAUUACCCGCCUUGCGCUAAUUUAUCUAUGGGCAGAAAGAAAAAUAGACAGACUUCCAACGAGACAACACGUGCGUCAACUAUGGAGCCUGUUGAAAACGCUGACGUGAAUGUUAACAUCGUCUCCUCAGUGGAUUUGGGUUCUUCAAAAAACACCGAGGACCAUAACAACUGGUUUGAUUCACAUCCAAAUAUGAAUGAUCUCCUUGCGAUUCCCCUACCUGAUACUCCCUUAAAACCUGUGCCAAAGAAAACGAAAAGAGAUCAUAUGGAUGGAAACGACACUUCGAUGGAAAUUCUGACGGCCAUUCGUGAGCUCUCUGGGAAAUACGAUCAGAUGUUCCAGAAAAUUUCAGCAAUUGAAACAACAACUGGGUCAACGGCUAAGCAGAUUGAAACUCUGUCCUCCACUGUUACUCAGCUUGUUUCUGAGGUAGCAACGCAUAAAGAAUCCCUUAAAGUUAUGGCUACGGAGAUUCAAGAGCUAAAAAGUGCGAAUAAAACCAUGAAGGCCGAAAUUGGAGAAUGCAAGCGCUAUACCUGGAAAUGGACGUUAAAAUUACAUGGCGUGAGAGAGAAGGACGGUGAGGAUGCUCGGAGGGUUGUUAUUGAGAUCCUUAGCAACGUAGUGCCUGGCAUUAGCGAUGAUCUUGAGGGUGCCGUUGACGUUGCGCAUCGUCUUGGCCCGAAGAGAGGGGAUGGUUCCAACAGAUCCAUCAUAAUUUUGUUUGCACUUCGUCGUUUUCGCGACACCGUUUGGCAAGCUGCCAGAGGCUGUAAAUUCCUUCUCGACAAGAAGUUGCGACUCACCGAAGCCCUUUCACCAGAAGAUAGGAUCGCCAGAGAGAAACUUUGGCCUCUUGUUAAAAAAGCCAGAGAUGAGGGCAAAAAAGCCUCCUUUCGCGGCUCCUUUGCAUUAAUUGACGGAAAGAGAUUCAAUUACGUUGAUGUGUGAAAGAGUCUUGUCUCGUGGUCAGUGUUAAUGGCUCUUAAUAACACUAUAUCUGGUACACAGCAAAAUCACCAGUGUUAAAUUUUCAGGGAUGGUGUUAAAUACACAGUGUUGGUGCUGUUUUAACACUAUCUGGUAAUAAAAUAACACUCCCAUUGCUAGGCCAGUGUUAUAUCCACGACAGUGUCAGUGUAAAACAAGGGUGUUAUGAGAUUUCACUCUGAGUGGUGUAAAUCAAGCCACGCCUCCACAUAUCCUGUCAGGGAUUUUACCGCCAUUUUCUUUCACAGGAGGACGGAAGAGAGCAGGUAAAUCAGUCUCAAAAUAUUCACUUGGUUUGGCUAAAUUAAACUGUUAUUUCUCUGUCUGACUCUACGCAGCCGUAUGCCAAAAAAAAACUAAAUAAGGUAUUUUUCCCAUUUUAUUUCCCCUUUAUUCGUUAUUUGGUUCAGUUUAAUCAGAGCUACCUUGCGUUACGUUGUUCCCUUGUUAGUUUACAAUAAAGUUAAACUGCUAGCUAAACGUUUUAACCAAGAAGGAUAAUAUUAACAGGAGAUAGAAUUGAACCCUGAUAAAACGCGACGUGCACUACAAAUUGGAGGUAUGAAAUUUGUGUUUGUAAACCGCCAUUAAAUGAAAGCUCGUUUAUUCACCAUAUGAUGCUCGUUGUGAGGUAAUCAUAUAGAUACCGUGAGUUAACGAGGUCGUUUACAUGCACGUGAGUGCACGGAUAUCGGUUAAUUAUUCUAAUUACUGAAAAACACGGAGAAAACCACAACCGUGUCGUCAUGUGUGGUUUUUCUAAGAUGUAUGCAAACAGGGGAAAUAUCGCCAAACCAACAAUUAAUUUUACCAAAACCUCACUAUAUAUCAUCAUUUGUAUGCAUAUAUUGCUGGAUUUGAUUUACUUGUGUUGUAAGCUUUUCGUGGCGCUAGAUGUCAGACAGAUGCAAAUGGCAAAUACAUACGAAAGUGUAAAACGUGUAUGCCAAACGUUUUUUUUUUCUGUCAUUAUAGAUGCUAGUUUGGUGAAAGUACACACUGAGUGCUUCACAUCAUUUAAAAGAGAUGCUGUUUUUAUGUCAGUUUAUUAAAGAAGACCUGACUAUGACUCCCAAUGAGAAACGACUGCUAAUACUUAUAUAAAUUCAUUACAGAAGGACCCUACCAGACUAUAUUUGAAUACGGCAUACCCGUGAAUUCUGGAACUGUUAUUCCUUAACCCAGUUUGGAGGAUAAGAGCUUACCAACUAGUUAUAAAUAUGCUGAGGUGAUGUAUUGCAAUACAACAAUUAAAGGAUAAUUGCAGACUACAUCCUGAUGAAGAUAUGGACGACCCUCUGUCUGGUCAACAAAAGUUAAAAUAUGGACGGGACAGUUAUGUGGCAGCUCUUCCCUGGCUCAUUCACUUCUUGCCUUCAUUUGUGAAAGGAAGAAAGACUGGAGAGGGUCAAUGUGCAACUGAAGCUACUGAUUGUGCUGUGUGAUGAGCAUCAAUCCAUGCUUUGAGGUGGAUGGAUCAGCACAGCCCUGCCUGCUCUGCGUUGGGAACAGAAGUUGCAUCCAGAGUUUUUGCAUCAUUCUGGACCAAAAAGCCAUUCCCUGCAUGAUGAAGACCACUGAUGCAGCCUUCCACUACAUCAUGAGUAAAACAACUACAGAACUAAAUACCCGGUUGGAACGUAUUUAAGAAAAAUGAAACGUCUUUUGAAUUGAAAUGUCUGUUUUGUUAUGGAAAAAUCUUUAGUAUUGUGAAGGAUAACAGUUCUGCCUGCCAGUAAGGUAAUUGCAGUGUAUUUUAAUGUUCAAGUUUUGAGUAGGGUGGCUAAUUUUUUUUAACUCUCAUUUGAUAUAUUAAAGACCUUAUGGUUUUCAUGUCACUGCGCUGUGGUGUAAGAUAACUUUCAUUAUUCCAUACUGUAUUCUGUUUCUAAUUGUAGCUGAGGUAUUUAAAUAUGCAGUGUUAAAUGCAAAGUGUUGUGUGUAUCAAUGUAAAUAUUAAAUGUGAUGUACUUUAAUAAAAAGAGGUUUUGCAAUAUUUCUUGUCAUUUGUCUUUUAUAGAAACAACCCAUUAGCAACAAAAGUGGCUAUUAAUCAGUAUUUUAACACUUAACAUUGUUGAAUUCACAUUACACUGGUGUUGACCUUAAAUUAGGAGUGUUAAUUUUUAACACUGUGUUUCUGUGCCAACACCAGUGUAGUGUGUAAACAACAAUGAAUAGUGUUGAACAAAGUGUAAAAUUUAACAAUAUUGAGUGUUGAAUUAACAUAUAAUGGGUGUUGUUAAAUUAACACUACACUUUUGACUAAAUUAACACAGUGUAGUGUGGACACAUAUACACACUUUGCCGGUGUUAAAUUUGACACUGUGGGUGUUAUUUUAACACCAGUGAUUUUGCUGUGUAGG